CUUGGAUUUCUUAAUGUUCUUGACUCCUCUUGGUUACCAGCGUACCCGCCAAGCAAGGAUCUCAAAACCAACAAUUAAACAGCGACAAUGGCUUCAUAUAAUUACAACAAUUUGGAUUCGAUUUUGAGUCCAUCACUGUUAUCCUUGAACCCCAACAGGGCCCUCUUCACUUCUCAACAACAACCGCCACCCCAAGAGCAAGUCGCAAAUAUUACCAACAACAACGCUCAACGAACGCAAAUACUCAAGGAAGAGGCCCAUAUCGAGAGAGAAAUUAUCAAGGCAAUUUCCAGCGGUAAAAUCGAAUCGUUGCAACCGAAUUCGGGUCAAUCGAUAUCCAUUGGAGAGCACUACGUGUGCGUGUCGUUUCACGAUGAACUAGAGUCGGAUUGUAGAGUGUGGGAGUGGCAUGGACACGUGGUGUCGUAUAGUGCAGAGCGUGGGUACACGCAAGAGUAUGUGUACGGGAGUUACUAUGAGAGGAUGAUGAAGAAGGUACUUUAUGAAGACAGUGAAGAAGAGAAAGAUGAAGAGGAUAAUUCUGGGUUGAGACAGUUUAUUGGCGGGUUGAAUUUGACGGAUGGGAGGGUCUUUUGCAGGAAUUUAAGUGACAAUUCUAGGAGGAUGUAAGAGUUGCUGUUUGUGCAGAUGUUCCAAGCAAGCCUGAAGAUCUGAAGAGCUAGCUUUGCAUUUCUGUCUUUGCUUCAUUAGUUGCCUUCUAGGUUUUAUGUUCUGAUGAAAUGGUUCUCUUCUCAUGGGACUUAUCUGAGGAAAAAGUUGGGGUUCUGCUUUUUAAAAUUUUGAACUUAAGGCUUUUUAGUUAUUUCAACUGCCAAUAAAUUUCAUAGGUACCUUUAAUUGGCUAGGAAUAGCUAAUUCAUCUGAAUCAUUAUAUCUUAUAUGACAGUUGACAUCUCAAUUUCCCUUGAUUGAAGGGGAAAAAGUGGCACAUUUUGUUUAAGACUUAUUUCUCUAGAACAUUGUUACCUUUUUGUUCUCACAAGUUUCCUUCACAAAUAAUGCAUCUAUUUUCCCCGUUUGGGUUGAA
This is a messenger RNA of Mangifera indica (mango), 1048 nucleotides long. RefSeq lists its product as uncharacterized. The record is from RefSeq and is a predicted model, not a curated record. The transcript has 2 exons. NCBI's taxonomy places the organism in Eukaryota, Viridiplantae, Streptophyta, Magnoliopsida, Sapindales, Anacardiaceae. The coding region runs from base 88 to 630 and encodes 180 amino acids.